GAGAUGCAGCUACGUCACAAAGGGCGCCGGUCUCCUGCGGGCUGGCCUCGCGGGGCGUUCGGGCUUGUGCCCCGGGCCUGCUAGCCGCACUGCUUGCCGUGCCCCGCUGUCCAGCAUGGUGGACUACUACGAGGUGCUGGGCGUGCCCCGCCAGGCCUCGUCCGAGGUCAUCAAGAAGGCGUACCGGAAGCUGGCGCUCAAGUGGCACCCCGACAAAAACCCCGAGAACAAGGAGGAAGCGGAGAGGAGAUUCAAACAAGUGGCCCAGGCGUACGAGGUGUUGUCAGACGCCAAGAAAAGGGACGUCUAUGACCGAUACGGCGAGGCAGGGGUGGACGAGGGCGGGGGCAGGGGCGGGCUCUUCGAGGACCCCUUCGAGUACGUCUUCACCUUCCGCGACCCGGCCGAGGUCUUCAGGGAGUUCUUCGGUGGCCAGGACCCAUUUUCGUUUGACUUUUUCGGAGACCCGCUUGAGAACAUUUUUGGGGGUCGGAGGAACGCCCAGGGAAGCAGAAGCAGAGGGUCCACAAACCUUUUCUCCUCCUUCAGUGAGUUUCCAAUGUUUGGGGGUGCUUUUUCUUCUUUUGAUGCAGGAUUUCCUUCCUUUGGUUCCCUGGGGAAUGGAGGCCUUUCUUCCUUCUCCAUGUCCUGUGGUAGUGGCGGGGCGGGCAACUUCACAUCUUUGUCGACUUCCACCGAAAUAGUGAAUGGCAAAAAAAUCACCACCAAGAGAAUCAUUGAGAAUGGCCAAGAAAGGGUGGAAGUGGAAGAAGACGGAGAGUUAAAGUCCCUGGUGAUCAAUGGCAAAGAGCAGUUGCUGCACAUUGCCACCAAGUAAUUCCGGUCCGCGUUCAACUUCAAGCACAUUUGAGGAAGAACAGGGCUUUUUUUUCUCUUGGAAGAUUACAAGGGAACUCUACUUUCAGAACACCUGUUCUCAAGAAUUUAUAAACAGUUCAUGCCAACGCCUUUUGUUGUUGUUGGGACCCCAGGAAUAGGACCUCUGCUCAUCUUUAAAAAAAAAAAAAAAAUUGUAAAUAUCUGGAUGCAUUUUGCUAUUUAUUAAACGUAACCCCAAGGCAGGCAGUGAGUACUCCACAGUAGUAGAAAAAAAUGUUCACCACAGCACCGGAAAUCUUGCCUUCCCAUUUUGUUUGAAAUGUAAGCCAAGUGGUUUGCUCUGAGGUUAACAUUGCCAGGAUAAAUCAUUUUACUUCAUUUUUUAGCAUGGGGUGGUAGAAGAUAUAGAUAUAUUAAUAGUAUCUCUGGCUUAAAUUAAAGAUGGUUUUUAGUUCCGUGUAAA
Molecule: messenger RNA, 1303 nt
Organism: Equus caballus (horse)
Lineage: Eukaryota; Metazoa; Chordata; Mammalia; Perissodactyla; Equidae
Product: dnaJ homolog subfamily B member 3
Molecular function (GO): Hsp70 protein binding
Source: RefSeq, a predicted model, not a curated record